AUGGCGAGCUUCUUCGACCUCAAGGCUCGGAAAGCCGCUGCCGCCAAUGGCAAUGCCGACCAGAAACAGGACAAGGCCAAAGACGGGAGCUCUCAACCAUGGGUGGAGAAAUACCGCCCGAAGAGCCUGGACGAUGUCACGGCGCAAGACCACACAGUCACAGUCCUGCAGAGGACGCUGCAGGCUUCCAACCUGCCUCACAUGCUUUUCUAUGGCCCUCCCGGUACCGGAAAGACGUCGACGAUCCUGGCGCUUGCGAAGCAGCUGUACGGACCAGAAAUGAUGAAGUCACGAGUCCUUGAAUUGAACGCAUCCGACGAGCGAGGCAUAUCCAUUGUUCGAGACAAGGUCAAGAAUUUCGCUCGCAUGCAGUUGACGAACCCGACCGCCGCAUACAAGGAGAAGUACCCUUGCCCGCCUUUCAAGAUCAUCAUUCUUGAUGAGGCGGACUCAAUGACACAAGACGCCCAGAGUGCAUUGAGACGGACGAUGGAAACAUACAGCAAGAUCACUCGAUUCUGCUUAAUUUGCAACUACGUGACCAGAAUUAUCGACCCUCUCGCCAGUCGAUGCAGCAAGUUUCGGUUCAAGAGCCUGGACCAGGGUAACGCUAGAAAACGUAUAGAACAUAUCGCGGAGGGAGAGGGAGUACCCCUUGACCCCGGUGCAGUCGAUGCGUUGAUCAAGUGCAGUGAGGGUGAUUUGAGAAAGGCCAUCACCUUUCUUCAGAGUGCUGCAAGGCUGGUUGGCGCCUCUGCCAAGAAGAAGGACUCGGAAGAAGAGGUGGACGAUGCGGAUCAGAUGGACGUCGACAAGAAAGCCGUCACUGUUAAGAUUAUCGAGGACAUUGCAGGUGUUAUUCCGGACAGCACGAUCGACGAGCUUGUGAAGGCGAUGCGACCAAGCAGCGUUGGUGAGACAUACCGGUCUGUCUCUAAGGUGGUCGAAGAUUUGGUCGCGGAUGGCUGGAGUGCUGGGCAGGUAGUAUCGCAGCUUUAUUCUGUCCUCACGACGGACGAGUCCAUCCCGGAUACACAGAAAAACAAGAUUGUCAUGAUAUUCUCAGAGGUUGACAAGAGGCUAGCUGAUGGUGCUGACGAGCAUCUCUCCUUAUUAGAUGUGGCCAUGAGAAUAUCUUCUAUUUUGUCUGCAUCAUGA
Messenger RNA from Clonostachys rhizophaga, 1158 nucleotides. The record is from the annotation of a GenBank genome assembly. Lineage: Eukaryota; Fungi; Ascomycota; Sordariomycetes; Hypocreales; Bionectriaceae.